Osmerus eperlanus (European smelt) is the source of this 4627-nucleotide messenger RNA. RefSeq names its product integrin, alpha 10 (gene itga10). The record is from RefSeq and is a predicted model, not a curated record. Gene Ontology annotation, biological process: cell-matrix adhesion; cell-cell adhesion; cell adhesion mediated by integrin. Lineage: Eukaryota; Metazoa; Chordata; Actinopteri; Osmeriformes; Osmeridae. Gene Ontology annotation, molecular function: integrin binding. Gene Ontology annotation, cellular component: integrin complex; external side of plasma membrane.
UCAAAUGUGAACCAGGCGCGCGCGGAGAGAAGUUGAGUAAAGGGAAGCUCGAGAGACUCCACUGGAAUAAAGGCGCUCUUUCAUUUAGGAGAGAGGAUAGAGAAGGUUAUUGAAAACUCUGAAUUUACGGGAUAGAAACUAAAAACAGGAUAAUGUAUCAUAAUAUAAGGAAAACCACGUCAUUGAACCUAUAAGGAAAAGUUUGAGGAAUAAGGUCAUUCUGUUUAAGAUGUUUAAGAAUAGUUUGAACGUCCAGGUAGGGAAUGGCCUCUUAACUCUUACUCAUUGACAAGAUUUGUUUUUCGUGUUAGAAGUAGCAGCGUGUAUUUCUGAAGCUGUUCCGCGUUAGUGAUGGUUAAUUACCCUACAUGAGCCUCUUGUUUGACGGGACAGGUGUUCGGUUUUGAGUCGCAAUAAGCGGAACGCAGAUGUUGACACAAGGUCAUUAGUGUCGGUUUCUUUGCCUGAGGGGCUAGCGAUGCCACUGCAACGUCGUUUGAACGGAUAUAACGGAUCCUUGGAGAACAGCGCGAGCUGAAGGAGCGCGUGUGCGCGUCUUGUUAUGCCGAAGCUCAACAUUUAAACAACUAACGGAGCCCACUUCUCAAGAGACACACACACGACAUUCUCCAUCCUCCCCUCUAUCGCACAAAUGGAGCUGAGGAAAUAUCUGGUGUUUUUCAAGUUGGUUGUCCUUUUAAAAGGGUUGUGUGAAUGCUUCAACAUUGACGUGAAGCACCCUCGGAUCUUCACCGGCCCAGAGGAAGCUCUGUUUGGGUUCUCUGUUCUCCAACACAGCUCACACGAUGGAGAAAAAUCAAUGCUGGUUGGUGCUCCCUGGGAUGGAUCGCCGAAUAACAGGAGAGGAGACAUAUACAAGUGUGUCGUGGGAGAGGAAAGGAACUCCAACUGCACCAAAGUGAACCUGGGGGAGAGGGCUCUGCAGAACGUGUCCAGGAACCUGAAGAACUCCCACCUUGGGAUGACCCUCAGCCCAGACAACCCCGACGGCUUCCUGGCGUGCGCCCCCUUGUGGUCUCAGGAAUGCGGCACGUCUGUCUUCAGCACCGGGAUCUGCGCCUCCGUCAGCGACGACCUGGAACCCAGGGAGACCAUCGCCCCUACAGCGCAGAGAUGCUCCACAUACAUGGACAUCGUGAUAGUCCUGGACGGCUCCAACAGCAUCUACCCCUGGUAUGAGGUCCAGAACUUUCUCAGCAACAUCCUCAGCAAGUUUCACAUCAGCCCAGAGCAGAUGCAGGUUGGGGUGCUGCAGUACGGUGAGGUAGCGGUCCAUGAGUGGUCGCUGAGAGACUACCAGACCACACAGGAAGUGGUGGAGGCUGCCAAGAACAUCAGCAGGCAGGAGGGGCGGGAGACACGCACGGCGUACGCCAUCCACAUGGGCUGCACGGAGGCGUUCAGCCCGGAGAGAGGGGCCAGGGAGGGUGCCACCAAGGUGAUGAUCGUGGUGACGGAUGGAGAGUCACACGACGGGGAGGAGCUGGAAGAUGCUCUGUCUGAGUGUGAGGAGAGGAACAUCACUAGAUACGCCAUCGCUGUGCUAGGUCAUUACAUCCGCAGACAGCAGGAUCCAGAGACCUUCAUCAGUGAGAUCAAGUACAUCGCCAGCGACCCGGACGAGAAGUACUUCUUCAACGUGACGGACGAGGCGGCGCUCAACGACAUCGUGGACGCCCUGGGAGACCGCAUCUUCACUCUGGAGGGGACCCUGGGCUACAACCAGAGUGCCUUCACCAUGGAGAUGUCUCAGAUCGGCUUCUCCACACACACUCUGGACGACGGGAUCCUGUUUGGGAUGGUGGGAGCGUACGACUGGGACGGGGGGGUGCUGAAGGAGAGUGCGGCCGGGAGCAUCAUGCCCCCCAGAGAGGCCUUCGAGUCCGAGUUCCCCCUGGAGCUCAAAAACCACGCUGCCUACCUCGGCUACACGGUCUCCUCGGUGAUAGUGGGGGACUGGAGGAGGCUGUAUGUGGCAGGAGCGCCCAGGUUCAAACACAAAGGGAAGGUCAUCCUGUUUGAGCUCAGUGACAGCGGGGAUGUGGACAUCACGCAGGCGCUGAACGGAGAGCAGAUAGGGUCCUAUUUUGGCAGUGAGGUGUGUGGGGUGGACGUGGACCAGGAUGGUAUCACAGAUGUGCUGCUGGUGGCAGCGCCCAUGUUCCUGGGAGUGAGGAGCAGAGAGGCCGGCAGAGUCUACAUGUACACUCUGAACGCAGGGGAGGAGUUUGUUCCUAACGGCACUCUCCAGGCAGAGGUCAGAGUCCAGGACGCCAGGUUUGGCUACGCCCUGGCCGCCGCCCACGACCUCAACCAGGACGGCUUCACCGACCUGCUGGUGGGCGCACCUCUGGAGGACGACCACACGGGGGCGAUAUACGUGUACCACGGGCAGGGCAUCUACAUCACCCCCACCUACACACAGCGUAUUGCUGGCUUGUCCCUGUCUCCCUCUCUGCGUUAUUUCGGCCGCAGCCUGAGUGCCCGUCUGGACCUUGAUGGAGAUGAGCUGCUGGACCUGUCUGUGGGGGCGCAGGGCAGCGCCGUGCUGCUCAGCUCCCGCAGCAUCGUGCAGGUGAACGUGAGCCUGUCCUUCCAGCCACACUCCAUCAACGUGAUCCAGAAGACCUGUCAGCGCGGCGGCCGGGACUCCGCCUGCCUCAACGCCAUCGCCUGCUUCCUGGCGCUCUCCCGCACGCCGGGAACACACAGCAACAGCUUCGAGCUGUGGGUGUCGGCCAUGCUGGAUGACAGGAAGUUGUCAGCGAGGGCCUUGUUUGACGACAGCUCCCAGAGACAGACCCAGCUGGGGGUCAUAGUUCACACAGGGAGAAGUGUCUGCUACACCCUGCCCUUCCAUGUCUAUGACACGGCAGACUACAUCCGUCCAAUCAGCUUCUCCCUGCGGUUCAAGAUCAACAACACAGAAAGCGGCCCAGUGUUGGAUGAGGGUUGGCCAACCACCGUCAAAAAAUCUAUCCCGUUCUUUAAAGACUGUGGUGAAGAUGACGUUUGUGUGACUGACCUGGUGCUGAAAGCUCAUAUGGACAUCUCUGGAACACGACAAAUGCCGUACGUGAUCCGUAGCCCCCGGCGACGGCUGUCAGUGGAGGUCCAGCUGCAGAACCGUCUGGAGAAUGCCUACAACACCAGCCUCACGCUGCAGUACUCACGCAACCUGCUCUUCUCCAGCCUCAGCAUCCGGGAGGACAGCCAGUUUAAGAUUGAGUGUACAGCUCUCAGCUCCAACAGCCACUCCUGCAACGUCAGCUACCCUGUAUUCCGCUCCCAGUCCAAGGUGAACUUCAUGUUGGAGUUUGAGUUCAGCUGCACGUCCCUGCUGAGUAAAGUACAGAUGAAGCUGCUUGUUGCCAGUGACAGCGUAGAGAGAGAGGCCACCCUAGGAGACAACAAUGUUCAGCUCCAGACCAUCGUUCAGUAUGAACCAGACCUCUUUAUCAGCAGUGACUCUAAUCUAAACCGCUACGAGGUGCACCCAACCAGGACGAUAUCAGAAGCUAUCGGGCCUGAGUUCCAAACACACUUCCGGCUGCAGAACCUGGGCUGUUACUCCGUGAGGGACCUGGAGCUGAGGUUAAGCCUGCCCUCGGUGGCGGCAGGAGACCGAGUCUUCAUGACCGUCACAGACGUCUUCUCCUACAACUCCUCAGGGGUGAACUGCAGUGUGGAGGGAGAUCUGGCCCGGCUGAAGGCCAGACAGAGAGACGUGCGACUUCUCCACCCUGAACACAUGCAGCAGAACGACAUGCUGAACUGCAGCAGGUCGAGGUGUAUCGAGGUUGUGUGUCAGGUCCAGCAGCUCCUCCGGGGUCAGACAGCCCUGAUCCGGAUCAGCAGGAGAGUGCAUGACCACUUCUUCAGACAGGCUAAGUUUAAGGCGGUGAAGAUAGUGAGCGCAUAUCGCCUGGCUGCUAAGGAGUCUAACCUGGUGACUCUGGGCAGCAGCGCCCUCUGGAGGGAGACUGUUCUGGAGGUGCUGAAGGGGCGGGCCAUCCCUAUCUCUCUCUGGAUCCUGAUUGGUAGCAUCAUUGGAGGCCUGCUUUUAUUGGCCCUCAUCAUUUUCAUCCUAUGGAAGCUCGGGUUCUUCACCCGUAAACAGAGAGGGGAUGAGGAUGAGAAGCACGAGGACUAAGCCCCGCCCCCGAAACCGUGGCUACGGCUGAUGCAAAUACUCACCGUGACAACCAUAGAAGCGGGAGCCCAAGGCACAGAGACGUAGUACCUCAGCCGUGGUGCUGGGCCGGGACUAAAGCCUGCACAGAUCACCACCCUCCUGGACACAGGGAACACUGCUUACACAGGUCCAGUCCAAUGGAAAUGCACUAUCCACUUGCUCCUUUAGGGUUGGGGCUAAUGGUCAUGUAAAUAGUAUUUUCUUUUUGUGUAUUUCAAAGAAAUGCAAAGUGUAUCAAACCACAUUACGUCUAUUUAAUAUCCAGAAAAGAUCAUGGUUUUACAUUUCAACCCAUUGAUUUCUCACUUGUCUUUCAGUUUUGAAUUUGUCAAAAUUAAAAAUAUAUAUAUAUUUUGUGCCAGAUUUUGUGUUUUUAUAUUAAAUCAACCUUGAAUUGCUCAAAUUGCACAA